CAACUCAGUCUACCGCACUGCUGGCUUAGUGCUUCUGCUAUUGCGGCUGCUCAUCAAUCUUCGAAUUUGAUUUGAAGUAACCCCAUUUCCUCCAAAUUCCGAAUCCAAGCUUCCCCACUCCCGUCUCUGUCCUUCCUCCUCCUCCUCCUCGUCGUUGUGGAAGUGGAACCACAACAACUCUUGUCAAAGUCUUCCAGCAGCAGCUUUCCAAAAUUGUUUCUACCUUCUCGAGAAUAAGAGAAAUGGAUUACCGUAGCAGCAGAGCAGCGGCGCUUCUGCGGGGUUUAAGUUUAGUUUGUUCAGUAGGAGUACUAUUCGUGAUUUUCUCGUCCGCCGCAGCUGAGCCCUUUCAAUGCAACUCCAGCGGCACUUGUGACGCCCUGGUUGAUUACGUGCUCCCCAACUCCACCACCCUCUCCCGCAUCCAGACUCUCUUCAACGUCAAGAACCUCACCUCCAUCCUGGGCGCCAAUAACCUCCCGCUAUCCACCCCUCCCCAACGAACUUUCCCGGCCAACCAGACUGUGAAGAUUCCUUUCCCCUGUAUCUGCACCAAGGGGGCCACCGGCAAGUCCAACAAGCUCCCCAUCUACACGGUGGUCCCCAACGACGGCCUCUACCACAUAGCGGCUGAGGUCUUCUCUGGGUUGGCCACUUUCCAGCAAAUCCAGGCUGCCAAUAACAUCUCGAAUGCCAACUUGAUUUAUGUGGGCCAGAAGUUGUGGAUCCCACUGCCCUGCAGUUGUGACCAAGUGGACGGCCAAAUGGUGGUUCACUACGGCUAUGCGGUCCCAGCUAGGAGCAGCGUCGACGGAAUUGCCCAGCAGUACAAUACCACCGCCGAUGUUCUGUUGCGCCUCAACGGACUGGCCAGUCCUAAUGACCUCAAAGCCGGCGCUAUUCUCGAUGUUCCUCUUAAAGCCUGUGCCUCUAUGGUAAGCAAUACGUCGCUGGACUAUCCUUUACUUGUUCCUAAUGGAACUUAUACCUUGACUGCUACCAAUUGUGUAAAGUGUAACUGUGAUGCUGCUAACAACUGGACGUUAAACUGCGAGCCAUCCCAAAUUAAAUCAUCCGUUUGGUCUUCCUGCCCUAGCAUGCAGUGUCAAGGUACAGACAAUCUGUACCUUGGCAAUACAACAUCUUCAAGUUGCAGUCGCUCGACCUGUGCCUAUGCUGGUUACUACAACAACCGUACCAUUUCCACAACCACAGCCUUGGACUCAACUUGCCCCGCAUCUGAUAAUAACUCUUCAGCGAUGAGCAUGCAAGGCAGUUGGAAGAGGAACCUGUGGUUGUUUGUUCUUGUCCAGGUGUUGGUACUUUGUGUCUGGAUUUAGCAGUGAGCAAAGAAGAAAAUUAUACACUCGUACACGAUCCAUGCGGAAAUGUAAUUGAUUCCCUGGGAGGAAUACUACUAAUAAAUGUUAUCGUAGGGAGGUGGAUGAUGAUUUGAUAAGGUGGGGUGGGUCGGUCGCGGUGGAAAGCAUUUGAUCCUCCUCAUACUACUAUAUAAUAAAAAGUCGAGGACUGUGAUUCUUUGUUGUUGCCAUUUGCCACAAUACAAUUCAAUACUCUUAAAAUGUCCCUCUACUUUAUAUUUUGUGUCA
Molecule: messenger RNA, 1610 nt
Organism: Coffea eugenioides
Lineage: Eukaryota; Viridiplantae; Streptophyta; Magnoliopsida; Gentianales; Rubiaceae
Product: lysM domain-containing GPI-anchored protein 2
Exons: 5
Coding region: 243-1340 (365 amino acids)
Source: RefSeq, a predicted model, not a curated record